CCCAUCAGCCCCACCCCAUUUUAAGACUUUUAGAUACUCCACUGUCCAAAGUACAAGUUUUUCUAAUUGCAACGUUCACAUACUAGUGGGCUAAGCGAACCAAGCCAGCGCACACUUUAGUUAUUAAUUUAGAUAAACCAAGUAUUUUAAUAAUUAUUGAUCAUCUAAAAAUUGUAAGAUUUCUUCUCUGCUUACUAUUAAGAUAAUUUUUAAGUUUUAACAUGUUGUCAUUCCAAUUUUUUGUUCACAGAAUAGUUUAUCAUGCCCUACAUAGACAUCAAUAUUUUGACUUGGUCUGUCACCCAAUUGAAUUGCAUAUUACUGUUAUACAUAAUAGGUCUAUUUUUCCUACUCGCAUACCUUGUGCUUUAACUUCAUUGCAUAGACAUCACCAAAUAUAAUGUACAAUUUUUAACCCAUGAUUAACACUUUCUUAUUUUUUGCAAAAAGGAUUGUAUCAUCUGCAAGCUGAGCGACUUUAACCUCAGCAUGAUUAUUAACAGUAGCUGGUAACUCAAUUCUUUUAAACAAUUCAGAGAUUUUCAUAGAUUAUAGAAUUUCAUUUCAGCCACUAAAUAAUAAUGCUAAAAGUGAACACUCCCACUAUUCAUGAAAAAGCUUGAAGGCACCCAACUAUUAUUACUAAUAAUACAUUCAGUAUCUUUCAAAGUGUUUUAGUCCACCCAACAAAAACAAAUUACAAAUUACAGUAAGUGUUUCCAAAGAUUCGAUAAUAAAUAUUAUUAAUUUCGUUCACUUGAAAUAUUAUUUCGUUCCCGAAAUAUACUUUUGUUCCAUCGAAAUGAUUUAAAGAGAACGAAAUAUUAUUUUGUUCCCUCGAAAUGAUUUCGAGGGAACGAAAUAAUAUUAUUUCGUUCCCUCGAAAUAGAUUUUUUCUAACCAUGUCUCUUUAGGGGCUCCCUACUACGCAAUGAUGGAAUAGUGUUAUUUUCACGUCCGUUAAUAUGCCUUAAAAAAGUUCAAGUUUAAAUUUUCAUUUAAUAAUUUACCACUUUUAUUGAAUAUGCAAGUGAAAAAAAUAUAUUUUUAUGUUUUAAAAUUUAUCUUAGAGUAGGCUACUGCAUAUAUAUAUUCAAAGAAGCAUAUGUGACAAAGACAGGCCUGCGCGUUAUAGCAGUUUUCUAGCUGUAGUUGCAAGUAAUAUGACGAAUGAAGACUAAUGGCAUGAAGUUCUGCCCACGCCAUCAAAUUUUGUGACAAAUAUCUGCUACCCAUAUGGACAUUAUGAUGGCAUAUUACACCCAUAUAUGGCAAAUUAAACCCAUAUAUCGAAAAUUCCACGUAUUUGUCACAUAAAACGUGAUUGUGAGAGUGUUGACAGCACUUACGAACACUUAUCCUUUGAAGGGUCACUUUAUUUAAACUCGUUUUCAAUUGGUAUAAUUGGCUGAAUCAAUAAGAAAAAUGUUCAUCGUUAAAAUCAAUGUUAUUGUAUUCUGAAAACAUGCCGCAUUACGCAAGCGCAUGCCAACAAAUCCAGUAUGGUUCAUCGUUAGGAAUCAUUUAGCCCGUUCUUACUAGUACUAUCGGAACUCUUUGGAACUAUUUCAGAUAUAACGGCUUCAAUAUUGUAAAUUCAAAUGGCAACCGUUGAUCUCCUAGUACAAGACAAUGUUUCUGUUGCAUUGGUUAUCUUUGUUUUUUGUGUCAGUAUACCUCUAAUGCUGGCGAUUUUGGUUGGAAAUUUUAUCGUUAUACUCAGUGUUUACCGAAAGCGUGCGUUGGCACAAACUCCGAGUAAUAUCUUCAUAUCAUCUCUGGCUUUGGCUGAUAUUAUGAAUGGCCUAAUUGGAGUCCCUUUGUCUAUUGUUGGAUAUCUUCUCCGUAAACAUUUUCUGUAUCCAGUUAACUGUGCAAUUUGGUAUUUUAUGCCAUGCCUAGUAUUCAUACACGUUUCUGUGUUCAACUUGAUCGUCAUCACUGUGGAUCGAUUCCUUGCUAUCAAAUAUCCUAUUCGAUACCACGUGUGGAUGGCUCCCGAAAGAGCGAAUCGAAUUUGUUUUUUCGUUUUUUUAUUUGGGAUAUUCAUCGGUAGUAUUUCAUUUACUGUAGCUGCCGUUGCGGGAAUUUUUGUACCAACACCAAAUGUGACAUUUGAAUACGACUGUGGAAGUUCUGCCUUUUAUGACAUUUAUGGUGCCCCCGUGUUUUAUUACGUCAUACAUCCUCUCACAGGAUUAACCAUCCCAUGUCUAUUCAUUUUGUACGCGUAUAUUUUCUCAAUUGCGUCAAAGAAAGCGAAGGAGGCUGCUACACGCCACGGAAAGAAAAUUAACAGACGAGAAAUGAAAGUAACCAAGACAACAGCCAUAGUACUUCUGGUGUACACUCUGUGUAUUGCACCUAGUGCUUUUAAAAACAUCGUCCGUGGCUACAUCGACAAUGGUUCCACCUGGCUUGUAUGGUACCCUUGGUUUUCGGAUUUGAUAGGCAUCGCAAAUUCAAUGAUGAAUCCAUUUAUUUAUGCAGGAAGAAGUAAAGAGCUGAGAAAAGAAUUUAAAACAACGAUAAUAUUUUUAGCUAGAAAGAUGUGUCCAAGCAUAAAUAAAAUGGAAAAGAAUAGACCUAACCAGCAGAACAGCCCACGAUGGUCAUCAACAUCCAACAUUUACACUACUUCGUCGAAUGGAAUUCCUGUCAUCAAUUCAAUUCAAUUCAAUUAACAUUUAUUCAAUUAAUUAAUAAAUACAUCAAGUGAUAA
This is a messenger RNA of Anneissia japonica, 2722 nucleotides long. Its product is annotated as adenosine receptor A2b-like. The coding region runs from base 1602 to 2684 and encodes 360 amino acids. Gene Ontology annotation, biological process: G protein-coupled receptor signaling pathway. The record is from RefSeq and is a predicted model, not a curated record. Gene Ontology annotation, cellular component: membrane. Gene Ontology annotation, molecular function: G protein-coupled receptor activity. NCBI's taxonomy places the organism in Eukaryota, Metazoa, Echinodermata, Crinoidea, Comatulida, Comatulidae. The transcript has a single exon.